UUGCUCUCCACUUAAACAUCUCAUGAACGAGUAAGGGGCGUUUCAGUCAUGAGUCAUGUUGCCCGUACUCGCUCGUGAGAAUUCCUUCUGGUCUGGGAAUGACGAAAUUCCCAACCAUCGCACACCUAAACAUAUCUGAAUGUCAUUGUAUUUUACAGCGUCAAACAUGGCGCAUUAAUCCGAUCUCGUUCUUGUGGCCUGAUGUGAGAUAUUCUUUGUUACAGUGUUGCCGUUCGUUCUCCUCAGUAGAAUGUCAUCGUCUAUCGACGGGUUCGUCUGUGGGCAGUCACGACCCCCAUUCGAUGGACUGCAGCCCGCUGUCGGGCACUGAGCAUUCUGAGGACGGGCGUCCGGUCAGCACAGCGUCCACGGUUUCGUCCAGCUCUUCUGUCGAGGGCAACAGCAGCCCGUGCCGGGACUCGCCAAACACGCGAGCGGAUGUCAACCUGGAGCUCAGCCCAUCGGAGGAGGGUCCUUUAGAACCUCCAGCACAGCUUGGGUUUGAUUGGCCCGUGUUAGAUCCCUCGAUUGACCCUGUAAUUACAGUACCAGAACAUUGCGUAGACCCGUCACCGUUUGCCACAGUCGCCAUGGCGCCCAACCCUCAGCUCACCUACGUGGACCGUGUCGUCAUGGAGAUUAUAGAGACGGAGCGGAUGUAUGUCAGAGAUUUACGCAGCAUCAUAGAGGACUAUCUCGUGCACAUCAUUGACUGCAGGGAUCUGCCCAUCAAACCAGAGCAUGUUUGUUCACUGUUUGGGAAUAUCGAACACAUUUAUGAGUUCAACAGUGCACUAUUGCAGUCUUUAGACAUGUGCGGCAACGAUCCUGUGGCCAUUGCACGUUGCUUUGUGGACAAGAGCGACCAUUUUGACAUCUACACACAGUACUGUACAAACUACCCAAAUUCGGUGGCGGUGUUGACAGACUUUUUGAGGAAUAAAAAUUUGGCGAAGUUCUUCAGGGAUCGUCAGGCGUCACUCAAGCGCUCUCUUCCGCUGGGCUCUUACCUCCUCAAACCUGUUCAGAGGGUGUUGAAAUAUCAUUUGCUUCUUCAGGAAAUUGCCAAACACUUUGGCUCUGAUGAGGAGGGUCAUGAUGUGGUGAUAGAGGCCAUAGACACCAUGACAGGAGUCGCCUGGUACAUCAACGACAUGAAGAGGAAACACGAGCAUGCAGUGAGACUACAGGAGAUUCAGUCUCUGCUUCUGAACUGGGACGGUCCAGAUCUGACCACGUAUGGUGAGCUGGUUUUGGAGGGAACGUUCCACAUCCAUCGUGCCAAGAAUGAGAGAACCCUCUUCCUGUUUGAUAAGAUGCUGCUCAUCACCAAGAAAAGAGGAGAACAUUACGUCUAUAAGACUCACAUCUCGUGUUCCACAUUAAUGCUGAUAGAAAGUGCCAAAGACUCGCUUCGAUUCAGUGUGUCACAUUACAAACACCCGAAACAGCCGCACGCAGUUCAGGCCAGAACAUUGCAGGAGAAGAAACUCUGGACUCAUCACAUAAAGAGACUCAUUCUGGAGAAUCAUCACGCUGUUAUUCCACAGAAAGCCAGAGAUGCGAUCUUGGACAUGGACUCUACGUGUCCAGUAAAGUACCGCUACAGUCCAGACCGGCUGAAGAAAGCCACAUCCUGUUGCAGUGACAGUUUCUCUGGAGCCACUCUGAAGGAGCGGAGACGAUCUGAGCCGGCGAAACGGAUCACACAGACCACUAAAGGUAACACUUCAUGUUCCUCACAUACUGAACACCUGCCCAGUUUUGCUCGUUUAUUCUCACCCCUCAACAUAACUUCUGAUUUAAUGCUGCAGCACGCAGACAGUGAAGGCACUCUCUUAGUGGACAUAGAGCGCCGUUCCAUGCCGCCUGCCGCCGUCAGCUUCUCCCUGAGCACAAAUCCGGUUGAUCUAAAGGCCAUCAUACCUGUAAUCGUGCAGAACGGUCAAGAAGAUCUCGAAUCUAGCACCAGCUCGCUGGAUGUCCCCUCGGAAAAGAGGCUUGACGGAGAGGAGAAAGUGAGAUCGAAGAACUCAGAGGACUGGCUGGAAGGAGAGAACGCAGAAGAGGAUGUUCUGAUGGGGGUUGAUCAGGUAGCUGACUUUGCCACUUCAGUGUUGGCCGCCAUCACCUGCUGGCAGUAUAGAGCUUUGCUUUCCGAUCAGAUCACAACGAGUUCUGCUGGGCAAAACAGUCCACAGAUGGUCUCCUCUCCAGGAGUGAACCAAUCACUGAACUAUCCAGAGACACAUGGGAAAAUAACUUCUAGAUGCCACACAGAUCCAGAGAUAGUGGACCUCCUCAAUGGAGGAAGAGAAACUGAAGAGGAAAUGGAGGACUGUGUUGGUUUCUCAACCCAUGUUGGACUUGAAAUACAAGUAAGAGAAGAGGAAGAGAAGACUCCAUCCGGCAGGGACCUCCUAAAAGGUACAGAAGACAUGGAGGUAGACAAGGGAGUUCCAGCACCUUAUUGCCUCUUGCCUUCAUCCGUGCUUUACGAUGCAAGUAAGGUCUCUGAGCAGUUUACCUGUAGCCUCUCACGAAAAAGCAGCCUGGGAGCAGAUAGAUCAUGUGACUUGGGCUGCCCAUCUUCUCGGUCAGAAAGUAGAAGGAGCAGUAUGCUCAGCUGUAGCACAGAGCCGCAGGAGAAAGACAAAGCCGAAGAUUUGGGAAGGUCCACGCCAGAACCGUCAAUGGAGACAGUUCCAGAAAGCCCUUUCAAACCAGACCAAAGACCUCAAAGGAUACAAGAUACCCUCAACAAAAUGGACCGAAUGCUCAUCCAUAAGAUUAGACGUUAUUAUGAACACGCAGAGCACCAGGACGCCAGCUUUGCUGUUAAACGAAGAGAAAGUCUCUCGUACAUUCCUGCAGGACUAGUCCGCAAUCUGAGUCAACACCUCAAUGACCUUACGCCAGAUGAAGAUGUGGUUUUACACAGGAGAGCGUCUACGAUCACACGGCCAACCUCAUGGGAUGUUUUUAAUUUGCCGGGCUUGGACAGCGACACAAAGUCCAUAGUUAACAGCUCCAAGUUUCAAGCUCAGUAUGGAGAUGAAGAUUUCCAGCCUGCAGCUAAUAUGGUUAAGGUGUGGCAAGACCAGGAAGUGGAGAUGAUUGGGGCUUUAAGACAACCUCAGGAUUCUCUCAAAACUACAGAGAAUUUCCAAAUGUCUACACCUGAUCAGAAGAAGAAAGCAGAAACCAGCAAAGCCAGCUCUGAUAGUGGACUCGGAGAACCUCUUCUAAUAUUGGAAAAGGACAAGAGGCAAGAGUUUGAGACCUUUCCAAACCAAGCUCACAUGUUCUACAAGCACAACAAAGUCAACCAUGCUCCUCUACCCAAAAUCAUCUCAUUGAGGUCUGCCAAUGAGGAAGACCCCAUCCUGCAAGAAAUGGACAAUAUGAAAAAUAAAGUGUUCCAGUUGGCUAGACAGUACAGUCAACGUAUCAAAAACAACAGGCCUGUAGUAAAACAAAGGCCCAAGGUCUCGGGGAGCCAUUUCAUGCCCAAGAACUUGUCCUCUGUAAUGGAGGAAAGACCUCCUGGGAAAGACAAAGGCAUCCCUGACAGGAUACUGUCACUGGACUUGAAUGAGCAGGAUGUUGUGCAGGACUCUAAGACUUCUAGUCCAUCUUCCAGCCCCUGUUCUCCUGGAAGUCCUCAGUUGCCAUACUUCUGCAAAUUAAACAUACUGAUACCACAAAGUCCAGUACACUCUGAGAGCUUCCACUGGCCAGAUGUCAAGGAGUUGCGCUCCAAAUAUAACCCAGAGACCGAACUCACUCCCUCCCAUCCUUUGCCAGUCACCUGUAGCGGCUCUUAUCCAGAGAGGAUGCUGGACCAUGGACUGGAGAAGUCCAGAGCUCCACGUACCUUGUCUUGUUCACCCCCCUUCUGCGACGUCACAUUCCCGAGCCCUACAACCACAGAUUCAACAACCUCUUCUAGCAAGACCCUUGUAAAUGAAGGUCUUUCACUUUGUAGUUAGUUAGUUAGUUAGUUCUCUUGAUCGUGUUCCGGGGGAACCACACACAUGCACAACCGAAUAGCUGCCAUGACACUGGUCAAGCUACCCUGCCCAAUGACAAUAACUUCAUUGUAGUUGAGGGCAAGUAGGACCAUGCAAGAAAAGGGUGUUCUUGCAACAGAAAGAGUAGACCAUGAUGGACAGCAGAGCGAAAGACUUGGAAGUUCUGUGCAUGGGUCGACGUAGGUCAUCCACCCUUUUUGUUGAAAAACCUGAGAACGGUCAACACAGUUUGGUUAACAACCUUCGGGACAAAUUUCAGAACCUGAGUUAGUUAGUUUCAGAACCUUAAAUAGUUUUCAGGUACCAUUCUGUGCUCUAAGAUGUAUGAUGUUUGGCAACUGUUUUAGAGGAAUAGCAUGUGUUUAGUCUUGCGCAGGUACGCUUUUGGUGUCUUAAAAUGCCUGUUGUGAGUUCUAUGUCGCCCAAACCCGCUGGAAAAGUGAUUCAUGUGGACUUCAGAAUGUAUUGCGUUUAUGUAAAUAUACAGUCGAUUUUUUCCUACACUAUUUUGCGUGUGCCACUUUGAACUGGCGAUACGGAGACACGACUGCGGUACUGUAAUUUCUUUUUAAUUGCAUUUUUCCUUUCAGUAAUUUUGAAAUAAGCCUCAAGGGAGAACUUACAAUAGUUCAAUGCACUGUAAGGAAAGUGGUAAGGUACAAAUGAUGCACAAAUGACAUUUACUUGGUACUGCAAAAUUGGUUGCAUUAUCACAUAAGAGCACUACAAUAUUACAUGCAAUUUACUUGUUUUUGUGCAUUAUGCCAAAGAGUUACUAGCGUAUUUUGAUAUAUUUGCAUAACUGUUUGUAUUUGAGCACUAACCAGCGGAAUGAGGGUUACCUCAUAAAGACGUCAUUACACUCUAAUGAGAUAAAUGGACAUUUAUAAUCAGAUCAAACCCAAUCAAUGGAAAAAACCUAAGCAGGAAGACUGAUGUCAUUAUACUUGACGGACACCAAAUGAUUUGAGCAGCAUAGCAAUCUGCGUUUGGGAAAAUAGUCGUUGAUAUUGCGAUAUAUUGUAAGCUAGCUUUGUUUUUGUAUUUUUGCCCAUUGGUUAUGGGACUUAUCUCCAUGCAUGAUGACACUGAAAUCUUGUAUAUUUAUCUUUAUUUAUUUGAAAUGAUGUAAAUAACUCUAAAAUAGUAUGCACAAUUCCUUUGUAAAAACAGCCCACUUAUUUCAAUUCAUAUUUUUCUCUCAGAUUACAUUAAACAGCUUUCAACACUAUAAUCAUA
This is a messenger RNA of Xyrauchen texanus (razorback sucker), 5273 nucleotides long. RefSeq names its product pleckstrin homology domain-containing family G member 3-like. Gene Ontology annotation, molecular function: guanyl-nucleotide exchange factor activity. The transcript has 16 exons. The record is from RefSeq and is a predicted model, not a curated record. The coding region runs from base 99 to 3992 and encodes 1297 amino acids. NCBI's taxonomy places the organism in Eukaryota, Metazoa, Chordata, Actinopteri, Cypriniformes, Catostomidae.